AUGGGUAGCGCAAACACGAUUCCAGACUGGUUCUGGGAGGCAGUGGAAACCCCGGCCGAAACCAGAAGCGUUGAGGUAGACGAAUGUGAUGUGGUCUACCGCUUCUACCCCAAUCCGGGUAAGCGCGGCAUGUUACUGAUUCACGGUAUGCAUGCCCAUUCGCAUUGGUGGGAUUUCAUUGCGCCACAGCUGCUCGACGAAUAUGAAAUUGCAGCGAUGGAUCUCACCGGUAUGGGUGAUUCCGACUAUCGCUACGAGUACAACGCCAACCUUUACGCCGAAGAAAUUAAAGCCGUGCUGGACGAUGCGGGUUUUGAUAACCAGUGUUUUGUGGUUGCCCACAGUUUUGGUGGUUAUAUGGCUGUGCGGGCGGCUAAUCAAUAUCCUGAUCGGUUUGCGGCGUUGAUUCUCAUCGAUUCAGGUAUCCGCAGCCCGGAAGAUCCACCACCGGAUCAUUCGAUGAUGAAUGUUCGCGCCAAGGUUUACCCGGACAAAGAAAACGCGCUUAUGCGCUUUCGCCUGCAGCCCCCGCAGUCCUGUGAAAAUGAGUACAUCCUGCAGUACAUAGCGCGCAAUUCACUGAUGCCGGUGGAAGGCGGCGGGUAUGCCUGGAAGUUUGAUGAAGACUUUUACACCGCGAUGAAAGAUAUCGAACGUCAGCCUGAGGAUUAUCAGAACCUGACGGUAAAGCUCGGUUUAAUCUACGGCGAAGACAGUGAGCUGUUUUCCCUUAACACCCUGGCGUACAUGCGCGAGCUGGUGCCUCAGGAUUUUCCGGCGGUGGGUAUCGAAAAGGCUCAGCACCAUGUCUUUCUGGAUCAGCCGUUGGCGUUUGUGGAGACGCUGCGGGACAUGUGCAAACAGUUGUCGUGA
Molecule: messenger RNA, 873 nt
Organism: Symbiodinium necroappetens
Lineage: Eukaryota; Dinophyceae; Suessiales; Symbiodiniaceae
Source: the annotation of a GenBank genome assembly